CGGAGUACGCGACGAACGGACGCACUGCGAAGAAACGAAUCGUCAGUCAGUCAAAAACUCGACAGUGCUGGUGCAGUUUUUUUUUUUGGUUUUUACAGACAUCAGAAGUGCGAUAAAGAAAACGACGGAUUUGAAACAGUGAAACGACCUCCAUUCGCGAUAUACGGUACACAUCACAAGAUUUCAUUACCAUCCGGGUGCAAACAAACGUGGCCAGUUGGAUUCCGGAUAGUGUUCGAGCGGAGAAGAAUCGACAGCUCUGGGAAAACAUAAUGUCUCGCGUACAGGUGCUGUACGAUUUCUCGGCGGAGCCCAACUCGGCGGAAAUCACGAUAACCGUCGGUGAAAUCCUGACCGUCACAAGUACUGACGUCGGCGAAGGAUGGUGGGAGGGAACCAACUCCCGCGGUCAGCGCGGUUUAUUCCCAGCUGCCUACGUGGAAGUCAUGCCAAAUAAUCCUGCUGGACCACCGAAAAUGCCUCCUCCGCCUUUGCUUCCGGCGGCUACGCAGCAACCGCCACCACCGCAACAACAAAUGUCGCAACAACAGCAGCAGCAGUCAGCUCAACAGCAAGGACAUCGAUACGAUCCGACCUCGGAUGACUGGGGGGACCAGCAGGACGACUGGGAGGACGAUUGGGACGACGAUAAUGAUACGUACUCGGAAAUUGGUCCAGCCAGUGGAGGUGGUUCGGCAGCAACUGCGGCGAGCGCUGCCAAUAAUCAGAAUGGGAAUUUCCAAAGUAGUAGUUAUUAUGCAAAUGCCAAUCUGCCGGCGCCACCUGCAGGAGCACAUCACAACGAUGGGGAUGGAAUUUCGCUGGCUUCGACGGUUGUGGGCGGAACCAGGAGAACAACCUCAUCGGGUAAAAUUUUCUCGAAAAACAGUGACGCUUAUUUGAUGGGUUUGACUGUGCCUGCCGUUUCCGAAAGCGACCGAGUGCAAAUCCUACAAACUGAAAACGGAAUCAUUUGGAAGCCGAUGCGUGAUGGGUACACGGUAACGGUUGAUUCACCAAAGAAAGAGAAAAAAUUCAAUGGCCUUAAAAGUUUCAUAGCUUAUCAACUGACGCCUUCAUUCAACAACAUACCGGUGUCUCGCCGCUACAAACAUUUCGAUUGGCUUCACGAGCGCUUAGUGGACAAAUUUUGCUUAAUUCCGAUACCACCACUACCAGAUAAGCAAAUCUCCGGGCGAUACGAUGAGGAGUUCGUAGAGCAUCGUCGUGUUCAGUUGCAAGAAUUUGUCGAUUGGGUAUGCCGUCAUCCGGUGCUGUCCACCUGUGCCGUGUGGAUGCACUUUUUAACUUGCACCGACGAAAAGAAGUGGAAAACUGGAAAGCGAACAGCCGAGAAGGAUCCCCUGGUGGGAACCACCUUCUGUGCAUCCAUCUUUCCACCGGAUAAAACACUCCUCCAUUCGCAAGUUGAUCCCCAGGUAGACACGUGCACUUUGUUCGUACCUCAGAUGAACUCCGCAGUCAAAAGCCUGUUCCAGAUCUGCAGCGAAGAAACGAAAAAGUUCCAAGGUCAAUGGAAACAGGACUAUCAACGACUCGGUGAGGGCAUGUCGGAGCUUGCUCGAUCCCUCGAAGUUGACGAACGACGCCAGGUCACUCAGAUCAGCCUGUCGAACUCGGUCGGACAUGCGGCCGGAAUCUUUAUCAGUAUUGGGCAAAUGUACGCCGACCAGCCUAAGCACGAUUUCAUUCCCUUCUCCGACCGUUUGCACAUUUAUCGGGGCCUGCUGAACACAUUCCCGGACAGCUUGGGCGAAUACCGGAACGCUGUUCAGAAGCGGAAAGAUUGCGAGAAGCUGACGGCCGAACAGAAGAUGGAAAACAGCCAACUGGCGGAAGUGAACCGAAGGGUGGACGUGAUGUCGUAUGCGAUGCUUGCCGAGAUGGCGCAUUUCCGUCAGGAACGGGAUACUCACCUCAAGGACACCCUGCGGAGCUUCAUCGGUGCGCAGAUUGAGUUCUACCAGAAAAUUGUACGUCGGUUGGAACAAGCGCAGUCGCAUUUCUAAGUGAGUGGGUUCUUUAAUAUGUUUACUAUUAUCUAGCUCUAAGCCCAUAGUUAAGCUCACUUUAGUUAUGACCUAUGAUAUUGUGAAUCAAGCAAUCUGAUAGAAGAAAAGAGUUGCCUUACAUGAAAAGCAAAUUACAUAUAAUAAUGAUUCGUUGUAUUUAUUCGGUCCUAGUUUAUUUUACAAAUAACAAAAAGUACACGGCGGAAAGAAUGAAAUCUUUUUCAUAUUUGUCUUCUAUAUUUCCGAUCUAUCCUAUAGUCACUUCAGAUUUCAUAGACGAGCGGAAGCAUUCCAUUUUCUGCUCUUUGUACGCGAAAUUGCUUGAAUUGUAAACGCAAGAUCGUAUCAAUUUGAUUACAUUAAUUGACUUCACAUUAGCUCAUCUAUGAAAUCUAAAACCCUAUGCGCUAAUUACGAAUAUCCUUCGCUUUGUAUAUAUUAAAGGAACUUCAUGUUUCUUUAAGGUCUUUUUUAAAUGAAAUAAUUUUAUCGCAAACCCUA
This is a messenger RNA of Armigeres subalbatus, 2534 nucleotides long. It is a transcript of the gene SH3PX1, whose product is annotated as sorting nexin lst-4. The transcript is spliced from 2 exons. Gene Ontology annotation, cellular component: cytoplasmic vesicle; plasma membrane. Gene Ontology annotation, biological process: plasma membrane tubulation; endocytosis; endosomal transport. The record is from RefSeq and is a predicted model, not a curated record. The coding region runs from base 273 to 2030 and encodes 585 amino acids. Gene Ontology annotation, molecular function: protein binding; phosphatidylinositol binding. NCBI's taxonomy places the organism in Eukaryota, Metazoa, Arthropoda, Insecta, Diptera, Culicidae.